CAAAAUUCCAGUUCAACUCUAACCGGCUAGAAAGUAGCUCCCCAUCUGUGGGCUAAACAAAUGACACGAUGUGCAUGCGAGCCAUCACUGCCAUCUUGACGUUCAUGCUUCAUGACACCUACCUACACCUUUGAGUAUUAAAAUGAAAUGAAAUAAAGUAAACGACAAACUGUCAGUGUGUGUUAAAAGAGAUGACACCAGCCUAUGUGGCUUUGAUAUCAACAUUUUGGUUUCAUGAGAAGCUCCCAGAGCUGAAACUGUGUUGCGAUGGGUUCAAAACUUCACUGAAGUUGAGUCAGAUCUUGUCAUCAUGCUUCCCUUUGCAAAGCUUAAUCUAAGUUUGUUUCAAUUGAUCUCCCAGUUUACCUGAUUGAUAUCCAUAGACUCUCAGCUCAGCAGGUGAUUAUUUAUUAUAUAUUUUACAGACCUGUCUGCCAGAGCGAGAGAGAUAGAGAGAGAAAGAGAGAGAUUGGUAAUUAAACAAACGAAGCAGGCUGUGAUUAAUGGGAUAAUUCAGUCGGCUAAUCCGGUUGUCUUUACUGUAAUCCUCGCCAAUCUGAGUUCCACGUUGAGCACUGAACCGGCGAUGGACUCGUGCUUGAGAAAGAUCGGAGAAACGAGGCGAGCACAUGAGAGUCAUAUGAACUCAGCUGACUUAAAGACUUUGGGAGUUUCAGAGCAGAGUGAAGAGCUGGGGGAAAACGUCUUUGGAUCAGGACCGGGGCCAAAGUGGUGGGCCGUAGUUUAACGUGGUCUUGAAGUGAAGAGACAAUGAGAGUUCACGCACACACCAAGUUUUGCUUUCUCUGCGUCUUCACCCUCCUGUUCCAUCAAUGCACCCAUUGUCAUGAAAGCGGCCAUCAUCACCACCACCACCACCACAGUAAUGAAAAUGACCACGACCAUGACCAUGACCACGACCACGACCACGACCAUGUCCACGACCACGUCCAUGACGACCACCAGAUAUCAAGGGAGUCCUACGUGAGCCCACCAGUUCUUAUACCUGGGAAUCAGAAAGAAGCUGCAGAGCAGGAGCAGCAGUACUACAUUCAGCAGCUGUUCCGCCGCUAUGGCCAGCAGGACCGGCUCGAUUUUCGAGGCUUCCAGAACCUUCUGCUAAGCCUGGGACUAGGCAAAGUGCGUGUAGUGGAGCUGGAUCAUGAAAACCUGGGACAUGACCAUGUGGCCCAUCUGGACCUUCUAGAGGUGCAGGAAGGCCUGCAUUCGCAUUCAGCUGGUCAUCCGCACUCACAUCAUAACCAUCACAACCAUCACCAUCACUCCCAUGGAGAGGCUGAUGGAAGCUCAUGUAGUCCAAGUCUUACUGCAGUAGCCAGACCUACUGUAGAGAGCAAACCUCAUGGACGGUCAGGCAAGGAUGGUGACCAUAACCACGAUCAUGAUCAUGACCACGAUCAUGACCACCAUGUACAUGAUCAUAAACCUGAGCAUGGCAGUACACAGACUCAAAGCGUUGAUUAUGACCACACACAUAACAGUCAUGAACACUCUCAUGGUCACUCACAUGACCAUGACCAUGAACAGGACAAUACUCAAACUGAAACACCUGAUCAUGAUCAUACACAGGACAGUCUGGAGCACUCACAUGUUCACUUGCAUAACCACACAAAGGAACAAACCAGUGAGCAAACAGAGGAAACCAAUGAUCUCACUGGACCAUCUUUAGAUCGCACCUUCCCCAGUAGCCAUGAAGAUAAGACGCAGCCUCAUCAUCAUGGGCAUCAUCACCAUAAACACCCUCACCCUCACCACUACCACCACACUCCAGACACUGUAACACUGAACCUUACUCAAACCACCUCGGCAUCCCUUCCGAUAAGGGAUUCUGAGGCGCUCUCUCACCAGCCCUCCAGUCAGACUCCUACAUCAGCUCCAAAAAGGAUCAGGAGGCCACAAAAGGGUAAAGGACAACGUGGGCGAAACAGAAUGCCCAACCCUACUGUCGGCUCUGUGGUGGCUGAUAGUGGGAAUGGCCAUGAUCACGAACAUGAUCACGACCAUGACCACCAUUUGCACCAUCAAGGGCAGGCCAGCAAAGAAAAGCGUGCAGUACCAGAAGAGACUGUGAACCCAAACACUUCUUCAACUGGUCGGUUUGAAGACGUUCCUCACCAACAUGAGGAGUGUCUAAAUCUCACCCAGCUGCUGCACCACUACGGCUUGAGUCCCGACUCGUUCAUCUCCCCAGCACAGUUCACCUACCUAUGUCCUGCCCUCCUCUAUCAGAUAGACAGUCGCCUCUGCAUCCGCCAUUAUCACCAGGUCGACAUUGAGGAAGCGCCUCCAACCUCAGCAUGGAUCUGGAUGUGUGGCUUUGUGUCCAUCACCGUGAUCAGCCUGCUGUCCCUGCUGGGUGUCGUGCUGGUGCCCAUCCUCAAUCAGUCCUGCUUCAAGUUUCUGCUCACCUUCCUGGUGGCGCUGGCAGUGGGCACGCUGAGUGGAGAUGCCCUCCUCCAUCUGCUGCCUCACUCUCAAGGAGACCACGACCACAGUCACAGUGAGCACGAGCAUGAGCAUGAGCAUGGAGAGGAGCACAGGGAUCUGCUUACAGAGUUUGACGGCGUGUGGAAGGGUCUGACAGCGCUGGCAGGAAUCUACCUCCUGUUUAUCAUUGAGCACUGCAUCAGGAUGGUCAAACAGUACAAAGACCAAGGGGGUGGCUUCUUUCAGAGGAAAAAGAGAGGCAAGGAUGGGACGAUUGGGAAGAAGCUGUCGGAUCACAAACUAAACAGGCGCUCAGAUGCAGAAUGGAUGCAUUUAAAACGUUUAGAUGAGGCUUCCCAGAGCGCCACUCCGAUGAUGGAAGUGCAGCCUCCAGAUUCUCCCAGCAAGACGCCACUGGCCAUUACGGACACGGAGCACACCGAAGACGCCGAGGUAAACGGCAAGAAGGCCAAAACAAAGAAGCACGGCCAUGGACACUCGCAUCACGGCCACUGCCAUUCAGAGAAGGAAAUGAAAGAUGCAGGCAUCGCUAGCAUAGCCUGGAUGGUCAUCAUGGGAGACGGCAUGCACAACUUCAGUGAUGGAUUGGCUAUAGGUGCUGCAUUUAGUGCCAACAUUACAGGUGGCAUCAGUACAUCUGUUGCUGUCUUCUGCCAUGAAUUACCUCAUGAACUGGGUGACUUUGCAGUGCUGCUGAAGGCCGGGAUGACAGUAAAGCAGGCUAUUGUGUAUAACUUGCUGUCGGCUCUCAUGGCCUACUUCGGCAUGGUGAUCGGCAUGGCCGUGGGUCAGUACACACACAACGUCACAAGCUGGAUUUUCGCCGUAACGGCUGGCAUGUUCCUGUAUGUUGCCUUGGUGGACAUGUUGCCUGAGAUGCUGCACAACGAUAACGAAGAUCACAAACGCUGCCAGCUGGGACACUUUGUCUUGCAGAAUGUAGGCAUGCUCACAGGCUUCGGCAUCAUGCUGCUCAUCGCCAUCUUCGAGGACCGCAUUGUGUUCAACUUCAACUUCUAGCUACGUCUCCACGCUGGCAACGUCCUCCUCCGGAAAACAUGGCACAGAGCGUCCUCCUGUCUCGUUCAUGUCCUUGUGUCUUCAUUUGCUCUCCAAGAGGGCCUCGGUGGCUUAUGGUGGACAUGCAGACAAGAACAUUUACAAUUUGGCUACAUUUUCCUCCCUUUCCAGUAAGGGUUUAAAACCCGAGUAAGCACAACACAGAUGCAGAAACACAGACCUCUCUCUCUCCCACUUUCUCUCUCUCUCUCUCUCUCUCUCCCUCCCUCCCUCCCUCCCUCCCUCCCUCCCUCACACUUACUCUAACUUCAAAAGCUCAAAGUGCAUGUCCCAGUGCUUGUCUUAAUGUGGUAUCAGUAUCCUCUAAAUAUCACUACAUAUCGGUGAGAAUGAAGUCCCCGAUUUGAAGGAGUAUCCCUUUAAUAUCAUGAUGGACAGACUGUUGAGAGAGGCAGCUAGUGCAGCCAUCCAUCCAUCCAUCCAUCCAUCCAUCUAUCCAUCCAUCCGAGUGUAGUAGUCCAGUAAGAAGAGUCGUGUUCAUUCGUUAGCGCACUUGCAAGCCCAUUCAUGAAGAAAUGUGACGUCUCUUGCUGUGUUUUGUCUCGUGUUGUCCAGCCAUCGUUGUGCUAAAGCACAAAGUAGGAGCCGCAAAAAAAAGAAAGAAAAAUGUACACAAUUUACAUUACUGUACCAGGCUUAAAAGAGAAAAAAAAAAAACUCUCACAACUGUCCUAGUGUGCUUUUCCAGCAACAGUUGCAUAGAUUUGCUUGCGUUUCAUUAUGCGGUGAGGAAGUACACUACAUUGAUCACUCCCUGCAAAUCCUUUCAUCAGUAAAUCCAUCAGCUGAGUAUUAGUCCAAAAAAAAAAAGUGUACAGUGUUAGAAUCACGUAACAGCAAGGUGGAGUUACUAUGCGGUAGUAUUUUGUAAACUGUGAUACUUUGGGUCAGCCAGAUCACUACACAAGGUAUUUAUUUGUUUGUGUUAAUCGUCAUGGCCACAGUUUUCUCAUCGUUUUUUUUCCACAUAUAUUUUUUUAAUUAAUCAGUUUAAUGCUGUUUGUCGGUUAAGUUCAUGGCCGUUAUUCCACUCUUUGUUUCAGCUUGUUGUACUGGUCAAGUCAAGGUAUUUCCACGUCACCCAGGGUGCUGACUCUUUCAUCAUGACACUCGAUCAGAAACGGUUCUUUGCCAGCGGUUACUAGGUUUAGCAUAAAUUCACCUUAGAUUUAACACUUCGACAAUCCAAACUCUCAGUUCAUUAUCCAAGCCCCAGGUUGUAAUGUUAUAAAUUAGGCUAAUUUGCACUUGCUGAGAUGUUUCAUUUCCUUGUAAACUAAAACAAAUGAUGGAUAUAUAUAUAUAUAUUUUUAUUAAUUUGCUGCAGUACUGUAUGUAAUGCUGUUUGGAAGAGGCUAAACCACUUGCACUGUAUUCUUGGACUUUCCCACUGUACAUUCCAUGGGCCGUGUGUCUGCUGCUCGAUCAGCUUCCCCAAUGACAGACACUCCUGUUAUGUGAUCUCUUGAAUGUAUAUAAAGAUCAGUCGCCUUCAUUUCGCCAACAUUCUCAACUAGACCUGAAACAUGCAUGUGGCAUGAGCUAAAUGGAACAAACUUGUUUUUUUUUGUUUUGUUUUGUUGUUUUGUUUUGGUCUGUGUUUGAUUUCUAUUAAAUAGAGUAAGAUGUA
Hemibagrus wyckioides is the source of this 5179-nucleotide messenger RNA. Its product is annotated as zinc transporter ZIP10-like. Gene Ontology annotation, biological process: positive regulation of B cell receptor signaling pathway; zinc ion import across plasma membrane; intracellular zinc ion homeostasis. Bases 772 to 3489 code for a protein of 905 amino acids. NCBI's taxonomy places the organism in Eukaryota, Metazoa, Chordata, Actinopteri, Siluriformes, Bagridae. The record is from RefSeq and is a predicted model, not a curated record. Gene Ontology annotation, molecular function: zinc ion transmembrane transporter activity. Gene Ontology annotation, cellular component: membrane. The transcript is spliced from 11 exons.